Molecule: messenger RNA, 387 nt
Organism: Cyphellophora europaea CBS 101466
Lineage: Eukaryota; Fungi; Ascomycota; Eurotiomycetes; Chaetothyriales; Cyphellophoraceae
Exons: 3
Coding region: 1-387 (128 amino acids)
Cellular component (GO): cytosol; mitochondrion
Molecular function (GO): deaminase activity
Source: RefSeq, a predicted model, not a curated record
AUGUCUUCCAAGCAGCCGGUCUCGACUGACAACGCCCCUAAGCCCCUACCGGGUAUUUACAGCCAGGCUAUAGUUGCUAAUGGCUUCGUCUACUGCUCUGGCCAGGUUCCGAUGGACCCCUCGACAGGGAAACUGGUUGAUGGUGAUAUCCAAGCCCAUACGCAUCAAUGCAUCAAAAAUCUAGCCGCAGUCCUCUCGGCCGCCGGCUCCAGUAUCGACAAGGCCGUCGAAGUCAACGUCUUCCUUUCCGACAUGGCCGACUUUGCCAAGAUGAACGAAAUCUACACUCAGUACUGGGGCGAAAUCAAGCCUGCGCGGACAUGCGUGGCGGUCAAGACGCUCCCCCUCAACACCGACGUCGAGAUCAAGUGCGUCGCUGUCUUGUGA